Molecule: messenger RNA, 1926 nt
Organism: Mesocricetus auratus (golden hamster)
Lineage: Eukaryota; Metazoa; Chordata; Mammalia; Rodentia; Cricetidae
Product: serine protease 42
Exons: 5
Coding region: 442-1458 (338 amino acids)
Biological process (GO): proteolysis
Molecular function (GO): serine-type endopeptidase activity
Source: RefSeq, a predicted model, not a curated record
CAUUGCUAUUUAGUAUCAGCUUGUCCUAUGACUGAGAUAGAAGAAUAACCUACAAGUCUAAGACUGGUGACUGGAUCUCGGUUUGAGGUGCCUUUUGGGCUUCCCGUCUUAUUCCCAGAGUCGCGGUCCUUUACCAUUCCCACCUCAGGCCCCGCAGGAAGUGCCAUUCCUGAAGUGUGGGGGGGUCUCCAUCAAGGACGUUUGUCCCCUCUGUCCCAGACAGGGCUCUGGGUGUGCACAGUGUGGCGUGAAGAUCUGGGUGUAAGCAAGAACACAUUUCCCACCCAGGAAGCCACGACCCUCCCUCGCCGCCUCUGACGCCCUGGCGCCUCCCUUCGAGGAGCCCGUUUCUCCGUUUCUCCGACGGAACCGAGGGCAGCCCCGCGAGCCUGGGGAGCCGGUGCCACUUACCGGGAGAAGGGCGGUGUCCUGCGUGGUGGCAUGGCGUCCCGAGGUGGCUCCUUGGGCCUCAUGGCCUGCCUCCUGCUGCUCCAGUCAGAGCUCUGCGGAGUCUGCCUGGCUGCAGCUGUGUUCUCUACUUCUGGUUUCUCCUCAUCGCACAGCGAGACCCCAGGGGUAGACCCACCGCCUCCCACGCAGGCGCUGGUGACCGAGACGGCCCAUCAGGCUCAAUCUUCUACUUUCAAGCCGUUUACCUUAGGCUGUGGCCAGCCCUUAGUGAAAAUCAUGGGAGGAGAGGAGGCUCAAGAGGGAAAGUGGCCCUGGCAGGUGAGCGUCCGGGUCAGACACAUGCAUGUCUGCGGAGGUUCCCUUAUCAGCGCCCAGUGGGUGCUGACGGCCGCUCACUGCAUUUACAGCCGGAUCCAGUACAAUGUCAAGAUGGGCGAUCGGAGUGUCUACCACGAAAACACAAGCCUGGUGGUUCCCAUCCAGAGCAUCUUUGUCUACCCCCAUUUCUCAUCGGCGAUUGUUGUUAAGAAUGACAUCGCCCUUCUGAAGCUCCAGCACCCCGUGAAUUUCACCUCCAACAUCUACCCCAUCUGCAUCCCUCCAGAGGGCUUCUUUGUGGCAACGGGGACCAAGUGCUGGGUGACCGGAUGGGGCAAAACAGACCCCGGUGCGCCAAGCGUUCCAACAGAUACUCUCCGGGAGGUGGACCAGAAUAUCAUCCAAUAUGAUGAAUGCAAUAGGAUUUUGAAGAGGGUGACAUCAUCUUCAAAUGACCUAGUCAGGAGAGGGAUGAUCUGUGGCUACAAAGAGCAAGGGAAGGAUGCUUGCCAGGGAGAUUCUGGCGGCCCUUUGUCCUGCGAACUUAAUAAUAAGUGGGUGCAGGUGGGAGUCGUGAGCUGGGGCAUCGGCUGUGGUCGCCGUGGAUACCCUGGAGUUUAUACAGACGUUGCCUUCUACAGCAAGUGGCUAACAGCAGUGGUGAACCAGGCUGCUUGUUCCCAUCCCCUGGUCUCCCUCCUCUUACCGCUGUGUUUGCUGCCCCUGUGACACCAUGGGGGCCUGACCACGGCUGCACCUCAUCCCACCCUCUUUCUGAGCCUCUCCCUCCCCCCCUUCCCUUUCCCAAUGCGCUUUCUUCAAAUUCCGUUUGGAAGCCCUUGGCCUGGAGAGAGCCACAGAGACGUGCGUACGUCAGGAACCUGAGACGUCACAGUGUCCUGGCCUGGGGCUCCAGCCCCCAACCUUGGCCACACUGCUCCUGAGCUGCACUCUGCCUGGCAGGAAUGAAGGUGAGCCACUUCCGGCUAGAAGGCACCCUGGCCGGCCUGCCAGGUAGAUGACAGUUACCUAGGAAAGGGCUUCAUCAGCGGUGGGACAAGAGCUAGACCUGACUGUGGUUUCAGGACUCUCUCCUCAGACUCUGUCAUACUAGAGCUAGCUUGGUGAUCACCGAGAGAGAGAGAGAGAGAGAGAGAGAGAGAGAGAGAGAGAGAGAGAGAGAGAGAGAGAGAGAGA